Rotaria socialis is the source of this 1422-nucleotide messenger RNA. The record is from the annotation of a GenBank genome assembly. NCBI's taxonomy places the organism in Eukaryota, Metazoa, Rotifera, Eurotatoria, Philodinida, Philodinidae.
AUGGAAGAUCCAAAAUUAGAAAAACAAUUUCGAAGUCAUCGUAGUACUGUUACAUCGCUUAGUUUUUCACCUAAUACAAAACAAAUUGUAUCGGGAAGUUUGGAUUCGUGUCUUUUUGUUUGGCCAUUUAAACCGCAAGUCCGUGCAUAUCGUUUUGUUGGUCAUAAUGAUGCUGUCUAUUCUGUAUGUUUUUCUCCAUCGGGUCAUUUAAUUGCGUCAGGUUCAAAAGAUAAAACUAUUCGUGUUUGGAUUCCAAGUGUAAAAGGUGAAUCAACUGUUUUUAAAGCUCAUACAGCUGCUGUUCGAUGUGUUGAUUUUUCAAAUGAUGGCCAAAAUCUACUAAGUUCAUCAGAAGACAAAACUAUCAAGCUUUGGACUGUUCAUCGACAAAAAUUUCAAUUUUCACUCAAUCAACAUUCAAAUUGGAUUCGAUGUGCAAAGUUUUCACCGGAUGGUCGAUUAAUUGUUAGUUGUAGUGACGAUAAAACAAUUAAACUAUGGGAUAGAAAUACGAAUGAAUGUAUUCAUACAUUUUACGAACCACAUGGAUUCCUUAAUAGUGUUGCCUUUCAUCCAAGUGGAACUUGUAUUGGCGGUGGUUCUACCGAUGCAAGCGUAAAGAUUUGGGAUAUGCGAACAAGAAAAUUAAUUCAACAUUAUGCAAAUCAUGUAGCAUCAGUGAACAAUAUUUCAUUUCAUCCAAAUGGAAAUCAUCUAUUAACAGCAGCAAAUGAUGCUACUUUGAAAGUAUUCGAUUUACUUGAAGGACGUCUUAUGUAUACUUUACAUGGUCAUCAAGGACCUGCAAUGAGUACAGCUUUUUCAAAACAAGGCGACUAUUUUGCAUCAGGCGGUCAAGAUCAACAAGUAUUAAUUUGGAAAACUAAUUUUGAUGCUAAUACUCCAUCUAUUGAUCCAACUAAUAAUAAAUAUGCAAAUAUAACGGAUUAUGCUACAACAUCACGAACUUCAUUAGAGGAUCAACAGAAAAGUAGAUCGCAAAUAACAUCGUUACAAGCAAAGACUCAACCAGAAACAAGCGAUGAAAGACAAGCACGAAAAAUUGAUGUACGCAAUGGAAAACCUUCAAUGUGUAUGUUCAAUGAUGAUGAUGAUGAUCCUGUGGAAAUAGCAAAUAUUGAAUCACAACAUAAGAAUGGCAUUUCCCGACCGAAUAGUGCUUCGCUUGAUUUUUCAAAUUCAGCUGCCAUAUCCAAUAGAAUAAACCGAAAUACUCAUUCGAAACGUGACAUAGAAAUGAGUAAUCAACAGUCUUGUACAUUUCAAUUGGCAAAUACAAUUGAUCAUAUUGUUCAGCAAUUGGAUGUUUUGACAAAAACUGUAUCUAUACUUGAAACAAGAUUAACAAUGACGGAAACCAAAUUACAAGAAAUUAAUAAUGCAGAACCAAAUAUAAAAUAA